ACAAAACUUCAAAGUCAAAAACACGUGCGUGAAUGUUAAAUUUGUUUUGUGUUUAUUUUAGAAAUUUAGAACGAAAACUGUGAUUUUAUCAUAAAAAUGGGUAAACGAAAAUAUGAAGAAAGCAAAAAAGAUGUAGCAAAACGUAGUAAAGGAGAUCAACACGAUUCUGAGAUUGGCCAAGGGGAAUCUGAAACCGAUCCGCCUGCUGAACCAAUCCAUAACCAAAAAACUAUUAAAGUGGGUUCUUUUGAAGUGAAACACUUUCGGAAGGAGCUGGCUACUAAACAGGGGCAGACUAUGGUUCUGACUCAAUUUCUACAAGUUUGCUUGAAUCCUGAUAAUGAAGUGGAUUACCUACUAGAAUACUUGAAGAUUGGUGGAAAUUCCCAUGAGAUCCUGCGGCAGAUUAAUGCAGACAACAAGAAAAACCUCACCCUGGCAACACCAGCAUUCCAUCUAUUCCACCUUAUCAUCCUCAAAGUCCAAUCCACCCUUCCUCACAUGAUCGCAGUCACUGAAGAGGCAUGUCGGUAUUUCCUUAAUAAUUUCAUGUCCACUGUUGAAAUUAUGAUCAGUGAAAAUUCUGGUCCUCGUCAUAGAAAAAUAGUCCUUAAGCUACUAACUUCAAUGGUGACUUUGAAUUCAGAUUUGGGAAUAGAAGUACUUAACCAGGCACCAUUGACACCCAAGCAUUUACAAUACAUUACUGAGAAGCCAAAUUAUAAAGAAAAAGAUAAUGUUCGCACAGCUUUUGUUCAUUUUAUGACAUCUUUCCUUGUUGAAGGUCAUUUGCCUUUGAUUAAGGCUUUAUUAGAAAAACAAGGUCUUCUAGCCCUUGUCAUACCAGGGCUAGUCCAUGAUGAAGGGGAAGCAGUGCUAAUAUUUCUAAAUAUUCUCAAAAAAAAUGUAGUAGAUAACCCUCUCAUUUCAAAGAGUUUGAAACUAAAAAUCUUCAGUCAUCAUGUGCUGCACAACAUGUUCAAGAUAUUUUCUUGGAAAGGUCCUCCAGAAACAAGUAGAGAUAUCCAGAACGAGUUUCGCCCAGAAAUUUCUUCUUUAUUGACAGAGAUGAUACUCACAGUAUUCACAUCUCACAAAUUAGGUGUCUACUUCAUAGACAAUUCAUUGGGAACCACAGAUGUACAUAAAAAUCAAAAUUUGUACAAAGCUCUGCUUUCACUGAAACGCCCCUGGGAGAAUGAAAGUGAAUGUGAAGUAAUUCUACAGAUUGUUGACAAGUGUCCUGACUUACACAGAGCUGUGAUAAGUAUUAUAGAACAGAGUUUCGAACCACAACAUUCACCAAUUUGGGAGAGAGCUGUUGGAUUUGCCAUGAAGUUAUUGGAUAUUUUAAAACCUGAAAAUUUUAUUUCUAGAUUUGCUAAGUUGGGUGUUGGUCAAGUUUCUAACUUCGUGAGAUUCAUAUCUUUACCUUUACCACUUCUGAAAUUUAUAAAUAGAGAUUUAGGAAAAGAUCUUUCUGUGUCACUGUAUUGUAUUAAAUUGUUGGUAAAAAUGCUUCAAACUCUAAGGCGGUACAUGCAGAUAUUGGGUCUACAAGACUCACAGGCUCAAAUCACAGAUUUGAAAAGUAAAUUGGAAUAUUUCUUCCCCAAACAUAUGCCUGCACCGGCCACCGCUGUGGCUCUCAUAAAUGACGUCAUGGAAGACAAAGAAGAUACAAGCAAUCCACAAGGAUACAGACUUCCUAAAUUAGAUAAAACUGAAUCUUUGACGUGCCUUGUAGAUUUAUUAUUACUUUAUAAUGACAUACAGCCAACUUUUUUCGAAACUAUAGAAGACAGCAUUGACAUGAAAAAGAUUCUCGACUUUUCUAUGACUCUGUCCAGUGGCAAUACUUCUCUAUUGAAGUUUAAAAUAGUCUCUCUAUGGUUAACUCUUGACAAUACUGGGGUUUCAGUGAAAAAUCCAAUGUUUAAAGAGCUGUUUCUUAUAAUGUUGGAGGUUUAUACAAACGUUGAUGAUGAUACGUGGAUUGAUGCAAAGGAUACUUUAUUCACCUUUUUUCAAAAUACAGCAAUCUUCGAAGCUGACGAAGAUGAAAUUCAUCUGAUCUUAUAUUUGCUACGUAAUUCUAAAUUUAAGCCAAUAUCACUGAUAGCAGAUAUUGUUGAAUAUGUUCUGCUUAAUAUAGAUCAGUUGACUAAUGUAAUAAGAAAUAAUGUACUAGAUUUUGAAAAUGCUUACAAAACUAAUGAAGGAUCUUUGGAUAAACUGUUAGAUGAACUAACAGAAGGUCACAAUACAGAUGAUGAUGUUUUCUUAGAAAGUAAAAUUCCUUCGCCUUUUGUGGUUGGAUGCGUUCAAUACGCUCAAGGGAAUAAAACAGCAAAGAAGAAUUUGAAAUCAUUCUUAUCUCUAUACAUAGCUAAUCUGUUUCACAGUAAUUACUCUCCUGAGUUUUCAGAAGUAUUACUGGGUGAUCUAAAACUCGAUGCUAGAAGUUAUGUUAACAGUUGGCUUUCAAACCCAGUAGAACUCUCUGAUUCUAUAAUAGAACAAGGAAAUACUCUUAAUACUAUUUCCAGAUCUAUAAUAAACGGUGAAGAUCUAAGACUAAAUAACAUUUUUACAUUUAUUGAUGAAGCAACAGGAGAAGAAAAAAGUGAUUUUACCGCAAAGAACGUUUAUUACAAAAUCAAAGAUGACCAAAAUAUAGACAGUUCAGAGUUGUUAAUAUGGGCGAAGUAUUUGAUAUUUUGUACGGUCAGAUUGUCAGAUAUGGGAUUGUUGGAAGAGGAUCGACAGGAAAAAAUAACACUAUAUUUUCAGACGCUACUUAUCAUUGGAAAGAAAAGACACAUGAUGGAUACUUGCAGAAAUAUUGUACUAUCAUUAUUCAAGAAUCCUCAUGUUUUGAAAAAUUACAAGCCACUAGAUUCGAAAGACAACAAAAAUUCUCUGUUGCCUUCAAAAUUUCUUUUAGAAGUAAUAAAAGAGCAGAUUGAUAUAAUACAUUUCUUAGACACCAAAUACAGGAUAUUGAUAUCUUAUCAACAAAAAAAUUAUUUAGAAAUAAUAAAAACGUUAAACAAAAUUAAUAAGAGAAGAAAUAUGGACAGUGAGCAUACAGUAAAAAUAUUGAAUGGAAUUGGAUUGACAAAAGAGGAAGACUUGUUAGUAUUCAAUAAAAUAUUUAGCUGUGAAUUAAAUUCUUGCGUCAAGGACGACAAAGAACCGAGCAUAUCAUUAGAUAUAUUACAAGCUUUGUUAGACAAAUAUGCAAAAUCAAUCAAUGUGGAGUUGCCACAACACGUUUUACGGAAAGCUAUGAAGCUUUACACUGAAUUACUUACUAACAAAGAUAUUACAGCAAAUCUCGUAAAUUUAGAAUUGACAUUUGUUAAAUAUUUAGAUAAUAAACCACAUGAAGUGUCGUAUAUACCAGAAGAUAUAUUUAAAAAUUUUUUCUACGCUAACGCUGUGUGGAAGUCUACCUCAAAUUUAGCGUCCAUUUUACUAAAGUUCAAUGCGAAGUUUUGCAAAGUUUUUAAAGAAGAAAUAUCAAGACCAGAAAUAUUAAGUUUAAGAGAACUAACAUUACCAUUGGGCGAUGCUGUAAUAAAUCAUAAUCAAUUUCUAAUGAAUAAUAAGGAUUUUCUACCCAUAAUUUAUAACGAGUAUAAAACUAAUGUAAAUAAACUUCUAGAGAAGCCACAUAAAGCUGGACAAGUUUACAUAAAUAACUGGAGAUUUAUCAAAAAAUUGAUUGUAGAAUGUAUGGAAUUAAAUGAUUGUCAAAAAUUUUUUACAAAAAGCCAUAAGUAUGAGGUAGUUGAUAUGUGUCAUUUAGAUCUUUUCCAAACAGUAUUUAUGAAAUUAUGUCUUUCUGAUGAUGGCCAUAAGAAGGAAUAUUAUGUUAACUAUUUGUUAUCUGCGCUCCACAUUUUAACAAUAGCUCUGAAAGAAAACAAGGGCGAUGACGUAGUUGCUCCUAUUAUAAUUAGUGUCAACGAGGUCACGAAGGUUUGUAAAUCCAUAAAAAAAUUUGAUAUGAAUCAGAAAGAAGACUUCAAGAAAGUGGCAGAAAGUGCUAUUUGGCAGAACUUUUGCAAGUCAGUCCUGAAAGAUUCGUUAAAAGUGAAAAACGCAGACCACAACAGCACAUUAGGUCCUAAACUUCUAGUAUUGCUAAGCACAUUGGUGAAGUUACUCUAUCCGUCAGAGCAUGACGAAAUCGUAGUGCUUUUUGAAAUGGUAACGUCACAUUCGGAAUUUUUGAAUGUAAUGCUCAGUUAUCACAGUUCAGAGAUAAAAUCCAGUUUGAUUGAAUUUCUUUAUACUUUGACGAGAACGAAUAAGUCUGUAAUGAAACUGCAACACGUACCAGUUUAUUUGAGUUCAUACCACGCGACGAGGAGUCCGUGUGAUCGAUUAAUAUUAGCAAUACUACAUUUCUACGAAACUAAUGGGCAACCUGUAAACGAAUAUAAGCCUUACGUAUUCGGAGAUUCUGCUGCAAAUUAUUACGCAGUUCGCAAAAACAGAUCAGCAACAUUAUGGAGUCAUCCCACUCCGAAUCGAGUACUAAGUUUGUUCGAAAGAGAUAAAAUAGAGCGCACGAUACGAAAUUUCCCAGUGAAUCAAAAUUUGGAAUACCAUUACGAUCUAUCUAUAAAUGGAAAUACGACAUUAAAGGAUUCAUUGACGAAAAUUUCAAAAGAGGGUAUUUUAAAAUCAGUGAAAGACAAAGAAGGUGCAGUAAAAUGUAUGGUUUCUAAUAUAUUAUAUGAAGAAGUAUUGGGUACAGUGACAGAGGAUGCUAUUAAUUGUUCCCAUUUGGACGUAGGGUCAGACAUUUACGAUCCUGCGUUUUUGUUUCCUCUACUGAGCCAUCUCCUAGCCCCAGGAUCCGUAGCGUCGUGCUUCAAGCUGUUGCGGACUGGUUUGCUGUCGGUACCUGUGAUGGCUUUGAGCUCACUAUGCCCAAAGAUGAGGGCUGCAGCUUACCACGUGUUACAUAGGUUCUGCUUGCUACUGGAGACUGAGACAAAACACAAGAAUGACAAGCUAUUCCUCACGGAUUUCGUCACGACACUCCGUCAUAGCAUCUCUUCGGCUAUUAAUUCAAACACUUCCGAUGGCAAGAACCCCAGACUCCCUUCAAUCGAUGCUCUAUAUCUAGCACGUGCACUCAUGGUAUCGACCUCCCCCGCAGAUCCCCUAUACAAACCAGUAAACAAUUUUUUCAUAGCGAAACAACUCGUAGACUUAACAGUGGUCCCAGACUUUCUGAGUCUCUUCCAUGACAGCGACGUCGAAUCCGCAGAUCGAAGAUUCUGGAUCUUGAACGUCAUCAGAGACGGAAGUAAAACCAUGACCGAUGUAAACGUAAUCUUCAAAACUAUGUGUCUUAAAAUGAUCAUGGAUUUUUAUUCCUCAAUACUAAGCGAUAGAAAGACCAAAGGAAAAAUCCUAGGGGUUAUAUCUUCAUUGGUGGCUAUUCCUAGAGCGUUCGAGAUUCUAGUGGAAGGAUAUGGUUUAAUUUCGUGGAUCAAAUUCGUUGUUAACUCAAUCAGCAAAGAUGACAAGAUAUUAUUAAUAAAAUUGAUCGAAUUGAUAAAAAACAUGUUACAUAGUUUGAUGAUAAAUGCGUUGUCGAAAAACUUGUCGACAGCGAAGAAUGGAAAAAUGGCGUUCGAUUUGAAAGUAAACAAAGAUGUUGAAUAUGAAUUGAUGAGUGUUUUGUAUGACUUGCAGCAGCACACGACCGGUAUGGAAGUUGAUGAUGUAGUGGCUUAUAUUGAUGUUUGUUUAUUGCUUUCAAAAAGAACAGUUAAGCUGCUGACUAGAGAGCAAAUGUUGAUUUUGGUGAGUCGCAUUGCGUCGGCGCUAGAUAGUGAAAGUGUCAAAUUAUUAUCUAAAGCGGUAGUGGACUGUGAUGCGACUAUUCUUUCUAGUAAGAACAAUGUAAAUGUUGGUUUAGAACGGAGAGAUUGUUUGCUAAAUGCAUUGACAAGUUUUGUAAAUAGUUAUUUGUUGUAGGAUAUGUAAAACGAAAUUGUAAUUUUGUUAAAAUAAAUUGUGUUAUAUAUUA
Molecule: messenger RNA, 6058 nt
Organism: Plodia interpunctella (Indianmeal moth)
Lineage: Eukaryota; Metazoa; Arthropoda; Insecta; Lepidoptera; Pyralidae
Exons: 3
Coding region: 97-6006 (1969 amino acids)
Biological process (GO): maturation of 5.8S rRNA from tricistronic rRNA transcript (SSU-rRNA, 5.8S rRNA, LSU-rRNA); maturation of LSU-rRNA from tricistronic rRNA transcript (SSU-rRNA, 5.8S rRNA, LSU-rRNA)
Cellular component (GO): nucleolus
Source: RefSeq, a predicted model, not a curated record